Molecule: messenger RNA, 483 nt
Organism: Lolium perenne
Lineage: Eukaryota; Viridiplantae; Streptophyta; Magnoliopsida; Poales; Poaceae
Source: RefSeq, a predicted model, not a curated record
AUGACCGCCUGCAAGUCCGCGAUGACACCGGUGGACACAUCACCGAAGCUUGCCGCCAUCACCGGUGCCCCUGUCAACGACCCGACCGAGUACCCGAGUCUCGCCAGUGCUCUUCAGUACCUCACCUUCAUGCGACCGGACAUCACGUACGCCGUUCAGCAGGUGUGUAUUCACAUGCAUGACCCUCGCGAGCAGCACCUGGCGGCCAUCAAGCGCAUCUUGCGCUACGUCAAGGGCACGAUCUCUCAUGGACUCCAGCUUCACUCUUCAUCACCGCAUUCUAUGGUCACCUACACCAACGCCGAUUGGGCCGGCUACCCCGACACUCGUCGUUCCAUGUCGGGGUUUUGCUUCUACCUCGGUGACAACCUCGUCUCAUGGUCUUCUAAGCGGCAACACACGAUAUCUCGCUCUAGCGCCGAGGCUGAGUACCGCGCUGUGGCUAACGCCGUCGCCGAGGCUAGUUGGAUCCGCCAACAUUAG